Molecule: messenger RNA, 2569 nt
Organism: Beta vulgaris subsp. vulgaris (sugar beet)
Lineage: Eukaryota; Viridiplantae; Streptophyta; Magnoliopsida; Caryophyllales; Amaranthaceae
Product: DNA polymerase eta
Exons: 16
Coding region: 449-2332 (627 amino acids)
Biological process (GO): response to radiation; error-prone translesion synthesis
Cellular component (GO): nucleus; replication fork; site of double-strand break
Molecular function (GO): damaged DNA binding; DNA-directed DNA polymerase activity
Source: RefSeq, a predicted model, not a curated record
UGGUUGGAGGUAAAGUUUGAAUACUGACAGGCGAAGUUUUAAUACUUGUAUGCAGUUAUAGUCUUGAAAAUAAAUAUAGUGGAGAGAGUUGGGGUUAUGGGGAACUCUAACGGAGCCGAGGGAGGAAAAAGAUAACUUGGAUGGAGGGAAUGUGUUUUUUCAGUGGAGUCUUUUCAGAGAGUUGUAAGGUUAAUAAUGUCUUUUAGUGGAAGUUGUUAGAAAAGGAUAUCAGAUAGCAAGUUAGAGGGUGGACGGGAGUCAUUAAGAAAAUGGUGAAAACUGAGAAGAAUUAUCUUCAUUUGGAGAGUCCUGUACAUCUCAAAUUGAGCAGAGGAAACAACCACAGCUGAGGGGUCUGCCUACUGCUGUAGUUCAGUACAAUGAAUGGAAAGGUGGAGCUUUAAUUGCUGUUAGCUAUGAGGCUAGGGAAUAUGGUGUUAAACGUUCCAUGCGUGGUGAUGAAGCUAAGAGUGUAUGUCCACAAAUUCAGCUGGUCCAAGUGCCAGUUGCACGUGGCAAAGCUGAUCUUUGUACAUAUCGUGAUGCAGGCUCAGAGGUUGUCUCAAUUCUUGCUAGGAAGGGUCGAUGUGAGCGAGCAUCAAUAGAUGAAGUUUAUCUUGAUCUUACUGAUGCAGCAGAGAGCAUGUUAGCAGAAAGUCCUCCAGAGAGCUUGGCCGAAAUGGAUGAGGAGGCUCUUAAGUCACAUAUUCUUGGUCUUGGUGAGAAUGGCACUGAUGUCAAAGAAAACGUUAAAUCUUGGCUGCGACGGAGUGAUGCCGACCAUAAUGAUAAGUUGCUGUCUUGUGGGGCCCUUAUUGUUGCAGAACUUAGGAAGCAUGUCCUGAGAGAAACUGAAUUUACAUGCUCUGCAGGGAUUGCUCAUAAUAAGAUGCUGGCCAAACUAGCUAGUGGCUUGAACAAACCUGCUCAACAGACAAUUGUGCCAUCUGCAUCUGUUAAAGAGUUUCUUGCGCCCUGGCCUAUAAAGAAAAUGAAACAGCUUGGGGGAAAGCUUGGAGAUUCCUUGCAAAAUGACUUAGGGGUUAACACAGUUGGAGACCUGUUGCAGUUCUCAGAGCAGAAACUCCAAGAACGUUAUGGCUUCAAUACUGGAACUUGGUUGUGGAAUAUUGCGAGGGGGCUCAGUGGAGAAGUGGUUAAGGGUCGGAUAUUACCGAAGAGUCAUGGUUCUGGAAAGACUUUUCCAGGUCCUCGUGCCUUGAGGUCGAUGGACACAGUUUCACAUUGGAUCAAGCAACUAUGUGAAGAACUUAGUGAGCGUCUUCACGUGGACUUGGACCUUAAUAAGAGAAUAGCUCACACUCUUACUCUUCAUGUGAGAGCAUACAAGUCAAGUGACACAGAUUCCCAAAAGCGGUUCCCAUCUAAGUCAUGUCCAUUGAGAUACGGGACUUCUAAGAUUCAAGAGGAUGUUCUAAGCAUGUUUCAUGCUGGUUUACGGGAAUUUAUGGGCGUAUUUGGAGCCAAGAGUGACAAAAAUCAAAACAAUGGAUGGGGAGUAACUGGUCUCUCUAUAUCAGCAAGCAAGAUUAUUGCUCUACCUCAAGGAACUUGUACUAUCAGGAAAUUCUUUCCUAGUCAAUGUGCUGUCACUUCUACUUCAUCAGAAGAUGCAAAUAAUGAACCAAUGGAUGAAUGGAUGCAGUUUCCAGAGGGAAACUGGAACUCAGGAGCUAGUGUGUUUGUUGGAAAGGAAGAAAACACUAUCAUGCAUGACAUAUCUGGUUUUGAUCAGACUGAAGAAGAGAAAAAUUUUCAGAAGGAGAAGGCAACUCAUUCUUGCUCAUCGUUAGACCAGAAAACUCAUUCCUGCUCGUCGUUAGACCAGGCAACUGUUGAUAAUACUUGGCAAUCAAUAAGAGAAGGAAACAAAUGUUGCAGGGAAAUAGUCCAAGAUGAGCCACCAUGUAAGUUUCAUGAUAAAGAGACUGCUCUCUUGACUGCCAGUCCUGCUCCAAAGAUGCGUCAAGAAGUGAAAAUUUCAAAAUCAAAGGGCACACCUUCAAUCUUGGGGUUUCUGAAGAGAUAUGAACAUCCUUGCUUCCAGUCGACACAUGAACCAAAUGGAAUAUGCCAGGAAAUCCAUACGUCAACGUCUUCUGGUAACAGUAUGCACCAAAGAGAUCAUAAUGCGGGGAAUGGGGAAACUUGGAGCUACAAUGCUCAUGAAAUCGAUCCAGCGGUGUUUAAGGAGUUGCCACCAGAUAUCCAGGAAGAACUUCGUGGCUGGAUGCGACCUCUGAAGCAGCAUCAUUCAGCUAAGCGUAGCAGUAUUACUUCCUAUUUUUUACCGUCAAAAGGUUCAAGCUAGUAAAGUGUGCAUUGAUCUACUUAUCGCAGUUGUCUUCUUUUGUAAAUUAUUGAAGUACAAAAUAACUUCGAACACACUAGGAAAUUGAAGCAAAGAAUUUGGUGGGAUUCAACGUCAAGUCAAGACGAGCUUUAGGAGCCACAAUUACGACACUUUAUCAUUGCUUGUAAUAUUUUUGCUUGUGCUUAAUGUUCUAAUGCAUGUUAGUUUAUGAAUAUAUAGUUUGAUUGAUCUCAA